CUCUCAAGUUUUGACAGCUAAACACAAUAAAUUAAAAAUAAAUAAGAUUAUUAAAAUUAAACUGUAAAUUUCAACUUAAUUAGAUUUCAUAGUAACUUCGAAGUAGUCAAAUAAACAUAAUGACCACAGAAACUGUACAAAAUGCGACGAAAACGUUUAAGUUUUCAUUUCCAACGUGUACUAAUGAAGAAAUACUAUUUAAAUUGGAAGUACCGGUGGAGAUUCCUUAUGAAGGAUCUUCUCGGGAGCUAGUUCAAAGAGUUAUAAAGAUGUUUCAUAUACCAGUGUACUUGGAAGACAAAUUAAAUGAAGAGCUAGCCAGUUUCAUAGCCGAUGAAACAAAGAAUUUUUACAAUGAACGAGAUGAGAAGCUGCUCAACCAAUUGAAGAAUGGCGAACUCAAUAUAGAGGGAAUUAUAAGGGGCUGGGAGAAAUCUUUCAAAGAGAAUGUAUUAGAGUUUGCGGAACAGAAGGGUUCAUCAGAUGAAGAAGUUUUUGCUGCAGCAUACCAUAAGUUAGUUCAUUCACCGGCUUUGGAAACAAUUCUACAAGUGGAGAGUUCUUACGCUAAAACCGUGAUGAAUAUGAUACAGAAUAGAGAUGAAGAUAUUAAGAAACUAACUGAGAGACAAACAGAAGAAAUGGAGGAAAAGAUCCGCCUUCUGAAUGUAUCGAGCACAGAGGAGGAAAUUAACGCUCUAGCGGCGAAACAUUUCGAAGAACAAAGUGUUGCGUCUGGCCGGUGGGAGUCGCAGUUAGAUGCGUUAAGACACGCGCAGAGGGCGGCGCAUCGCGCUUGGCUGAUGACAGCUAUUGAUGAUUAUCAGCUGAACGAGAAUGCUACUCCGAGCAACUCGCCGCUCUGUUCGUUCCCGCCCGAGCUGCCCGGGCCGGUGCAGCCAGCUCCGCCCCGCCUCGAGGAAAGCUUCACCAUACACCUGGGCUCGCAGCUCAAGCAGACACACAAUAUACGCCUGGUCGCCGUGGACAUUAUGGACCUGUGCUCAGUGAAUCGGGGCGAUAGUGGCACAUGGAAUCGGGUCCAGCCAGCAUUAGCGCUGUACUCAAAUGACUUGAGUGCAGUGGUGCUACUCGCAGACCACAAACCGACUAGGUCACCUCUCAUCAAAUUGGCUCGGCAGGCCACUGAACACCAUUUUGACGAUGUGGAAAUACAGUUGAGAGAUAUUAGUGAAAAAGUGCAGGAGCCGGCCGAGAGGCGCAACGCGGAGCGCGGCGCGGGGGGCGGCGCGGCGGGGGGUGCGGGGGGCGGUGCGGGCGGCGCGGGGAGCGCGGGGCGGCGCGCGCUGCGGGCGGGCGACGUGUACGUGACGCGGCACACCAACCUGGCCGAGCCGCACCUCGUGUACCACCUCGUGCUGGACGACGAGCAGAUGCGUGCAGGUGACAUAACUUCCCGCCACCCCGCAAUCCUCGCUCUGCGCAACAUAUUGAAGUCGGCCUGCUGCAAUGACGUCACAAAUAUCACGAUACCACUUUUACUGAGACACGAUCUUACUGAGGAGAUGACGAUGUCCUGGUGCAUGCGCCGCGCCGAGUUAGUGCUAAAGUGCGUGAAAGGAUUUGUUCUGGAGUCGAGCGGUGGUGGGGGGGCGGAACUGCGCACACUCACCGCAGCUCUGCCCCCCUCCACAGGGCCGGCCCUGUUCGCGGCCCUAGCCGACUUGUUAGCCGCCACAUUCAGACUGGCCGGCCCUGUGCGGCAGGCUAAGUGAUUGGUACAGGACGGUGCAGUGGUGCACGUGGCAGGGGACUGACGCAAAUUGUAAAUGUGGCUAGUGAAAGGGGACUGACGCAAAAUGUAAUUGUGGCUAGUGAAGGGGGACUGACGCAACGUGUAAUUGUGGCUAGUGGAGGGAUAUUGAUGCAAAGUGUAACUGUGGCUUGUUGCAGAAGACUGACUUAAAGUACUGGUAGAGCAUAUGGCAGGGGACUAAUGUUGAUAACUGGUGUUGUAUGUGACAAGGAAUUGCUUGGAGUCAUCAUCAAAGUCAAUCAUCAGCCUAUAAUUGUUUCCACUGAAAGUAUCUAGAUAUCUAAGAGGAGAGUACUGAAAUAACAUUAUUUAUAUAACUUACUAUUUAUUGACAUAUGCGACUGAAUGGUUGGGGUUUGACUAGUAGAACUGAACUCAUAGGUACCUCCCGCCUGACAUUAUUUACCGCGGCUAAAAAUCUCAUUCCCAUAGUUUUUCAUUCAUAAAUGUCAUGAGGUCAAUUGAUCUGAAUCAGUUAGAAAUUGUAAUAUAGUUAUUUAAGUAAAUAUCUUUAUAUUAUGUACCUAUGUUUAUUUGAAGGAACUAUUAUUAGAUAAAACUUAUUACUGAAUAAUACAAUAUGUGAAUAA
Messenger RNA from Zerene cesonia (dogface butterfly), 2367 nucleotides. Its product is annotated as protein C12orf4 homolog. The record is from RefSeq and is a predicted model, not a curated record. The transcript has 8 exons. Gene Ontology annotation, cellular component: cytoplasm. NCBI's taxonomy places the organism in Eukaryota, Metazoa, Arthropoda, Insecta, Lepidoptera, Pieridae. Bases 120 to 1736 code for a protein of 538 amino acids.